Penicillium argentinense is the source of this 318-nucleotide messenger RNA. Its product is annotated as putative quinol monooxygenase. The record is from RefSeq and is a predicted model, not a curated record. Bases 1 to 318 code for a protein of 105 amino acids. The transcript has 3 exons. NCBI's taxonomy places the organism in Eukaryota, Fungi, Ascomycota, Eurotiomycetes, Eurotiales, Aspergillaceae.
AUGUCGGAGAUUAAUGUGACUGCGAUCAUCUACCCCAAGCCGGAUAAGGUGGACGAGGUCACGGCUCUCAUCACCGAAGUCACCAAGAAAGUGCAAGAGAACGAGCCCGACACCCUCCUCUACUACGCCUUCCGCGUGCAGGGCAAAGACGAGAUUGUCAUUGUCGAGAGAUAUAAAAACCAGGCGGCCGUCCAGACACACGUCAAGUCUGGCUAUUUCAAAGAGUUUGCCGCCAAGAUGGGCCAGGUGACGGCGAAACCAAUGGAGCUGCGGGCGGGAGCGUUCUUGGGCGAUUCGCGAGGCGUGUCGCGGCUGUAA